Cylicocyclus nassatus is the source of this 660-nucleotide messenger RNA. The record is from the annotation of a GenBank genome assembly. Lineage: Eukaryota; Metazoa; Nematoda; Chromadorea; Rhabditida; Strongylidae.
UAUGUUUAGACUGGUAAGGAUAGAAACGCUGGAAUCAGUCACCAAUCAGAGAAAAAAAUAUAAAUAGUCUCGACACUUCGCCCACAGAGUUUUCAUCGACUGCCAAAUUAAACCUAUGUCUAACAUUCCUGCUGUAAUUGCUUUCUUUCUAACAACAUUAUGCGUAACAGCUCCUCUAAAAUCUCUCCUGGAUAACCUUGAAGAUGGACAUCCGGUUUGCUCUAAAGAUUUCGAGGAGGACGAGACUAUGGCCGAAUUCCGGCGAUUUGCCAACGCUCCAGAUGAGGUUGAACGUUUCUUGGGGAAAAAGCUGGCUGACAACGACGGCAUAAAAAGAUACGAAAUCUACCAUAUGAAUCCAAGCUGGACAGCUAUGUUUGUAAAUGCUAUCGAGAGGGCUACCGGCAAAAAUCACUUUCUUCGCCUGAACAGUUUUCGUAAAGGAGAGCAAGCAGCAUGGACCGCGCAGGAGAUCAGCGAGCAGGAAUUCAAAAAGUGGGAAAAAGAAUGUCCACUGUAAUGUUCCAGAAUCUAGCUCCUGUUUCUUGACACUGUCUAUUCGAGGAGUUCUCGAAAAAAUCACUUUGACAUAAAAUGCAAUUAGUUUAGUUGUUUCCACAGUUAGUUGACAGUGAUAGUUGACACAGUUAACACAAUAAC